Molecule: messenger RNA, 1353 nt
Organism: Talaromyces proteolyticus
Lineage: Eukaryota; Fungi; Ascomycota; Eurotiomycetes; Eurotiales; Trichocomaceae
Product: major facilitator superfamily domain-containing protein
Exons: 3
Coding region: 1-1353 (450 amino acids)
Biological process (GO): transmembrane transport
Cellular component (GO): fungal-type vacuole membrane
Molecular function (GO): transmembrane transporter activity
Source: RefSeq, a predicted model, not a curated record
AUGAGAACUGAUAUAGUAAAGAAUUCUCCAGCUUCCCACGAUGCCCUCGCUAGCGUUGAGAAUGCUGCCCCCAGUGAAAAGCCUCCGGUUGACAACAGCAACCUCGAAAGCUGGCUAACUGUGGUUGCUGGAUUUUGUGUCUUUGUCAAUUCAUGGGGCCUUCUAAGCACAUACGGCGCUUUUCAAGAGUACUACCAGACCGUUCUGUUGCCAACAGUCUCUCCAUCGGUUCUAUCAUGGGUCGGCAGCGCACAGGCGACAUUUAUUGUCCUGAUUGGCAUUGUCACCGGCCCACUAGUCGAUGCAGGAUAUGUGCGGCCGCUGAUGAUUAUUGGUUGCUUCUUGACCGUAUUUGGGAUGAUGAUGACUAGUCUCGCAACAAGCUAUUACCAAGUUCUUCUAGCUCAGGGCUUCUGUGCCGGUAUUGGCGGCGGUAUCGCCUACAUACCUUCUUUAGCUGUGAUAUCUUCAAAUUUCAGCGCCGCCAAACGACCUAUCGCAAUCGGCCUGGCAUCUAUUGGUUCCAGCAUUGGGAGCGUUGUAUAUCCCAUUCUCUUCCGUCGUUUACAGCCCCAGAUUGGAUUUCCCUGGACGGUCCGCAUCAUUGCAUUCAUCACAUUUGGCUUAUCCUUGAUCAUUUGCGCCGUCCUCUGCCGUCACCCAGGACAUGCAGCGCCAACUAGACGCAGUCUCAUUGACCGUAGAGCAAUUUUGGAACCGACAUUCAUGUUAUAUUCAGUCAGCCUGACUUGCAUUAUGCUUGCAUACUAUAUCCCUAUAUUUUAUGUCCCCACCUACGCUCGCACCUCAAGUCUACACACCUCCAAAGAUCUAUCCUUCUACAUGCUUGCCAUUGUCAACGGUGCUUCCACAUUUGGCAGAACAAUGCCAUACCUGCUCCUUGGUAUAUCUACCAGCGGCAGCAAAAGCUCCGAUAAAAAUGCGAGCAACAAACUAGUCAAACCAAUAUACAUACUCGUAUUCUCAACAGUGGGCUCCGCAUUAGCCAUGUUCACGUGGCUAGCCGUUAAAAACACUGCUGGUUUUAUAGUUUGGCUGUGCUACUGGGGUUUCCUUACCGGUAUCCUAGUCACUGCUCCGACAAGCAUCAUUGCCCAUCCAAUUCUCUGUCCGGAUAUGAAUUUCAUUGGGACUAGAUUAGGCAUGAUGUGGGGGAUUAGUUCUUUCGGGGGACUAGCAGGCACUCCCAUUGCUGGUGCUCUCGUUGAUCUCGAGACAGGUGAAUUUUGGAAGGCCCAAGUUUUUGGUGGUUGUAUGAUGGUGGUCGCUGCACUGUUGCAGGCCUGGCCUACUUUUAGGAUUGUGAGAUACGAUAGAAGGGCGAUGGUCUAG